AUGGUUUACGAAAGCGACUUCUACAGCACCCGCCGGGUUGGCUCGAGCUAUACCCGUCCCACGAUUUCCUCGUACACCGUGACGACUCCACUGCGAUACUCCGGAGUGCCACGCUUCAACACGAUCACCACCACUACGACGUACCGCACACCGAUGCCGUACGUAGCGCACAAGCGGCUCGUUCCAGUGACGCGGGUCGUCACGUCACCGCCGCGGAUCGUGGUAUCCCCGAUGCGGGUGCUGGGUUCGCCGGUACGCGUGAUCAGCUCGCCGGUGCGCGUGUUCGGUUCGCCGGUACGCACCGUGCGUGCGGUUCGUUCGCCGGCCCGCGUCAUCGUAUCGCCGGCCCGGGUCGUCACGAUCCGCUCGCCGUAUCUGCGCCCGUCGAUCAUCAACAAAGAAUUCGAUCGCAUUGAACGUAAAUAUCGCGCUAGUCCUGUAAGUAGUGCCCUAGAGCAGUAUUACAACUCGCCCUCAUACUUGGAAUUUGAGGACGAGAAGCGCGAUAUCCGCAACUCGACCGCACUGCUGCUGCGCCAGCUGAACGAUCCCGUUCCACGUCUGAUGGCCCCGGUCGCACAGGCAGCACCGGAACCGAACCCCAAGAAGUGGGUGUACGAUCCGUUCUCCACGCACAACCGCCUGAACAGUGACACCUACGUCAAGAGCCACAUUACCGAUCCGAUUCGCAGCGUCCGUAACGAUAUUGAGGCCAUGGCCAGAUAUCAUUCGCCAGCGUCGCGCUAUGUCGUGGGAAAAUUAAAUCCAGUUCGUCCGACGCGCAAGUUCAACAACCCGAAGCUGUACGACGAUCCGACCGAUUCGAAGCUGAAGGAUAAACUGGAGAAGAUCGAACGCGUUGCCGAGCUGAACAAGGUCCGCUACGAGCCGGUCAACCUGGAGAAGGAGCGCCUGAAGCUGUUGGACGAGGCGAAGAAGAAGGAGGAAGCUGCUGCCGAACGCGAAAAGAUUCGCCAGGAGGAGCAGGCACGCAAGGAGGAGGAAGCACGUCUGGCCGCCGAGGAAGCGGAGCGCCGUCGCAUCGAGGAGGAACGUCUGGCCGAAGAGGCUCGUCUGGCCGAAGAGGCCCGCCUGGCCGAGGAAGCCCGACUCGCCGAGGAGGCACGCAUUGCCGAGGAGGAACGUCUGGCCGAAGAAGCCAAGAAGGCGGAGGAGAAGAAGAAGAAGGCGGCCGAAAAGAAGAAGAAGGAAGAGGAGGAAAAGAAGAAGAAGGACGCUGAGGAGAAGAAACGAAAGGAGGAGGAGGAGAAGAAGCGCAAGGAGGAGGAGGAGAAGAAGCGCAAGGAGGAGGAGGAGCGCAAGCGUAAGGAGGCCGAGGAGGCGGCUCGCAAGGCGGCGGAGGAAGAAGCUGCCCGUAAGGCGGCCGAAGAGGAAGCCGCCCGCAAGGCCGCUGAGGAGGAAGCUGCCCGUGUUGCGGCGGAGGAGGAAACCCGCAAGGCGGCGGAAGAGGAGCAGAGCCGCAUCACCGAGGCACAGAAGGUGCGCGAGGAUGAGCUGGCGAGGCUGAACGAGCUGGAGAAGCAAGCGAUCGAGGAGAACAACGAGGAGCUGGCGAAGGAGAUUGCCGAGCUGAAGGCGAUCGCACAGUCGGACGAGGAGCUGCUGAAGCGCCAGGCGGCCAAACUCGAAGAAACGGGUGCACCGGCCGAGGGUGAGGCGGCACCGGCUGAGGAGGGAGCUCCGGCUGCGGAAGCGGCCCCAGCAGAAGAGGUGCCCGUCGCCGACGCUGCCACCACCGAGGAGAGCAAGACUGAGGAGAGUCCUGCUGCCGUCGAGUGA
Anopheles marshallii is the source of this 1800-nucleotide messenger RNA. RefSeq lists its product as uncharacterized. The transcript is spliced from 8 exons. The coding region runs from base 1 to 1800 and encodes 599 amino acids. The record is from RefSeq and is a predicted model, not a curated record. Lineage: Eukaryota; Metazoa; Arthropoda; Insecta; Diptera; Culicidae.